This is a messenger RNA of Fundulus heteroclitus (mummichog), 3358 nucleotides long. Its product is annotated as cell division cycle 14Ab. Lineage: Eukaryota; Metazoa; Chordata; Actinopteri; Cyprinodontiformes; Fundulidae. Gene Ontology annotation, cellular component: centrosome; nucleolus; spindle pole. The transcript has 15 exons. Bases 393 to 1868 code for a protein of 491 amino acids. The record is from RefSeq and is a predicted model, not a curated record. Gene Ontology annotation, biological process: microtubule cytoskeleton organization; protein dephosphorylation; cilium assembly. Gene Ontology annotation, molecular function: protein serine/threonine phosphatase activity; protein tyrosine/serine/threonine phosphatase activity.
CAAUCAGAGUUCCAGUCUCGUCAAGCCUCCGGAGCGCUCACAUGCUAACAUGCUAACCCGGGCACAUUUAUCGGGUAAAGGGGGAUAAACAAAACAACAGAAACUAUGGGAACAAAGCCGCAAAGAGCGAGAAGCAACCACAGCGACUGACGGGAAACCGAGGAGAAGGUUUUUAAACUUUUUCAACACUCCGCGUCCUGCUCGCUGCUAGCCCCACCAACGGCGAACGUCGGCUAGCAGUUUGAAAAGUUUCAAAAGCCGACCAGGAAUUAGACGGUAGCCAUCGUUGGAGUUCUUAGCAGAAGCUGAGCAGCUGCAGGAAUUAGACAGAGCCAGGACGGUGGAGGGUGUGAACUGUGAAGCACUCCCCGGUCCUGUCUGCCCUGUUCGGGAUGGCUGAGGAGGGCGAGCCGCAGGGAGCGGCAGAGUUUAUAAAAGACCGUCUGUACUUCGCCACGUUACGCAGCAAACCCAAAAGCACCGCCAACACCCACUACUUCUGCACCGACGACGAGUUCAUCUACGAAAACUUCUACGCAGACUUUGGUCCUCUGAACCUGGCCAUGCUGUACCGAUACUGCUGCAAGCUCAACAAGAAGCUAAAGUCGUUCACGCUGACCAGGAAGCGGAUCGUCCACUACACCAGCUUCGACCAGAGGAAGAGAUCCAACGCCGCGGUGCUGAUCGGAGGCUACGCCGUGAUUUACCUGAAGAAAACUCCAGAGGAAGCCUACAGAGCUCUGAUAUCCGGCUCCAACGCCUCCUACCUGCCCUUCAGGGACGCCUCCUUUGGGAAUUGCACCUUCAACCUCACCGUGCUGGACUGUCUGCAGGGAAUCAGGAAGGCUUUGCAGCACGGCUUCUUUGACUUUGAGACAUUCGACGUGGAGGAAUACGAACACUACGAGCGUGUGGAGAACGGAGACCUGAACUGGAUCGUCCCCGGGAAGUUUCUGGCCUUCAGCGGACCUCACCCUAAGUCUAAGAUAGAAAACGGUUACCCGCUGCACGCGCCCGAGGCCUACUUCCCCUACUUCAGGAAGCAAAACGUCACCACCAUCGUCCGCCUGAACAAGAAGAUCUACGACGGCAGGCGCUUCACCAACGCCGGCUUCGACCACUACGACCUCUUCUUCGUAGACGGCAGCACUCCCGCUGACGUCAUCGUUCAGCGCUUCCUGCACGUCUGCGAGGCGGCGCGAGGAGCCGUGGCCGUCCACUGCAAGGCUGGUCUGGGCAGAACGGGCACUCUGAUUGGCUGCUACCUGAUGAAACACUACCGCUUCACUGCCGCCGAGGCCAUCGCCUGGAUCCGGAUCUGCAGGCCGGGUUCUGUGAUCGGACCGCAGCAGAACUUCCUGGAAGAGAAGCAGGCGGCUCUGUGGUCUCAAAGCGUCGGCUCGCACCUCCAGAAGGGAAAGACGGAGGACAAGACGGCGCGCCUCAUCACCGGCAUGGACGGGCUGUCGUUAAGCUCCGCCCACAACAGCAACGUGACCCGAUCGCCGAGCUCCGACCAUCUACAGGAGGGCGACCUUACCGACGGCUCCGGUCUGACCCAGGGGGACAAACUGCGAGCCCUGAAGAGCCGGCGCCAUCCUCGGCCCGCGCUGACCGGAGGUGUGAGAUUCGAGGAGCAGAAGGUUCACAGCCGCUCGAGCUCUCAGCCGCUCAGGUCAUCGAUGGGAGGCGGUCAGAGCUACGCCUCCGUCCUCAAGCCCUCCAAGUUCCCAGCAUCCUCCUCUUCUUCUUCUUCUUCUUCUCCUGCAGCCAAAAGGAUCGGGAGGAACUCGUUAUCGCCGAUGUCAAACAUCCGAAGUCUCUUCAGUCGGAGUACAUCCAGUACUAAAACCGAAGGUUCUACCUGACGGUCCGACACCCCCCCCCCCCCCUCCCCCCCAUCACCACCUGAAUGCUCGGGCUUUUAAAGGGAAACAGAAUAAAUCAGCGAGAGCUCGUCUCUCUGGACUGAACCGCUUCACUGCUCAGGCUGUAUGUAAAUGUGAUGUAAUCUACACGCGUGUUUGGCUGAACAUGUAUGUACACCAGAGACGGAUUUUAUAUUUGCUAUUCGUUAUAGAAGAAGACGUAUAUUUUUGUUCUAACAAAGUAUUUUUGAGGGUUUUUUCCCCCCCUUUUUCUUUUUUGAUAAACGGGACGGUCAGCUGAUCGUUACAGUAUUUACGUCCGAUCCGUUCGGGUCAGCGCCGGAUUGUCUUGCUGCUGCCACUGAUCAGCAAUAACGAUGAAGAUGGACCAGGUUAGCCUGUCAGCAGCUACAGCCGGGGGGGCUUGAAGGAGACUUCAGAGUGGGCGCCUUUUAAAGAAGCUUUAAAGUUCAGGUUUUAACUGUAAAAAUAAAAAGCAGCUUUAACGUAACGGACUGAAGAUAACGAUGGAUCACCAAGUACACACACAGUUCUCAUUCUCAGGUUGGAAAUUAUGACACCAGCACAGAACGAAGGAAUGUUUUUAUCUUUUUUUUUAUUUUUAUUUUAAGACCUCCAACAUACCUGGGGGGAAAAAAAUAAAAUAAAAUGGGCAAUAAACUAUUUUUUUGAACAGCUGAUCGUUGCCUUGAAGACUUGGAGACAUGGGAGGAUUCGUUCAAGUGUUAUUUUUACUGUCGGACUGAAAGAUUUUAUCAGAAUAAACCCGCCGCUGCCUUUAGGGGGCGCUGUAGAGCACUCUGCACAUGUAAUGCUUCAUCACACGACUGUUAUAUUUAAUUAUCUUCGUUUAUUCUCUGUUUACUAAACAAACUGUCGUAGAAAAUUAAACUUAUGUUGUGCUCUUGGAACGCCGAACAGACCCAGAAUGGCCCAUUUUUUCCCCCUCCCGUUUCUCUGACAAAGAAGUGCUGCUUAGAAAGAAUAACUUUAUUUAAAGGCGCCUUUAAAAACUUCCAAGGUCACCUUCCAUAAUGAACAACACAGAGAAGCAUCACGAUUAAAACGUGACCAAAGCUGCUGGGAUCGUCACCAGCAUCUGAUCGGCUGGACUUGAUCCGCCACCGCGGGGGAAGUUCUGAGUCUUCGGACCUGAACUACGAGGAGUUUGAAGGGAUGGAAGAUGUGGAACUGAUGGAUUCAUCGGCUGGUUUCUACCUUUAGGACUCGAUUUCUACCACGACACAGACCGUCGAUUAAAGGGAAACCUCGGUUCCUCUCCUGCACACAACAAUCAGGCUCAGAGUGCCUUCAACACCUCAUCCUGUUCGAAGGAAAGGCUUUUAUUUUGGCGGUCCCCAACAUGAAGAUGUUUGAAUGAAGUUAUGUUGUUUUAAAUCUGUAUUUAUGUCACUGAGACUUUAAAGGGAAGUCAGAAAAUAAUGUCUCUGUUUUUUUUUGUUUUUUUU